Carassius carassius (crucian carp) is the source of this 864-nucleotide messenger RNA. Its product is annotated as fibroblast growth factor-binding protein 1-like. Gene Ontology annotation, molecular function: growth factor binding. The coding region runs from base 255 to 836 and encodes 193 amino acids. Lineage: Eukaryota; Metazoa; Chordata; Actinopteri; Cypriniformes; Cyprinidae. The transcript has a single exon. Gene Ontology annotation, biological process: cell-cell signaling. The record is from RefSeq and is a predicted model, not a curated record.
GCCAUCAAGCCAAAGCUUUGCCAUUUAAUAUCCUAGAACUAGACGCGUUCAAGAAUGUGAAGUCUGAGGGAGGUGCGUGCGCGCCAUGCUCUAUAAAUAGCACACACGAACUUCAGGUGCAAAACCAAAGAUUUCACAGCUCUUGUGUAUUGUUAUACCAAAAGAGUUCAUUUAUUUUCAACAAAACCAUUUGUGACUUCAAAUGUCCCGUCAAGUUGUUCCUGCAGUUGUUUGAAAAUAAUUCCGACAAGGACAUGAAACGCGUGACAGACAUUGCUCUCGUUCUGAUCUUCGCCUGUAUCGUGCAGCAGUUCGUACAGGUCAACAGCCUGAGAGACAGAGGGAAGGGGAAAAGAAGAGGUCAACGGAAUGAAAGUGGUCUGAAAGGGAGAUUCUCACUGAAAGACGGAGCGCGGUGCUCGUGGCGCGCAGCGCGCGGAGGUGAUGCGUUUGUAUUGGGAGUCACGUGCAAAAACGGGGCAAAUACUUUCAGCUGCGAAUAUGUAGCGAAGCCCACAGUAUGUGAACAGUACGCAUCUAAUACCAAAGCCUACUGGAAACAGAUGUCCCGUUCGCUAAAAAAGCAGAAGAGACUGUGUCGGGACUCCACAGCGAUGGUGAAAGCCGGUAUGUGCAGGAGCGCGCCCGCGGACGCGCACUUCAGACUGAAGGACACGCGCCCCUCCUCCAGAGUCCCGUUACCGCCAACCGCAGGGAAUAAUCACUGUCCUGACCGGAUCGAGAGGCUGAGAGUGGCCGAAGAACACUGCAGCAGAGCCUGGUCUUCAUUGUGUGCAUUCCUCUUCUUGAUGCUUGAAAAUGAUGAAUGCUCAUGACUGACUUUGGAAAAACUUUUAAGGCAAA